Saitoella complicata NRRL Y-17804 is the source of this 1360-nucleotide messenger RNA. RefSeq lists its product as uncharacterized. The record is from RefSeq and is a predicted model, not a curated record. Gene Ontology annotation, cellular component: mitochondrion. Bases 112 to 1290 code for a protein of 392 amino acids. NCBI's taxonomy places the organism in Eukaryota, Fungi, Ascomycota, Saitoellomycetes, Saitoellales, Saitoellaceae. The transcript has 5 exons. Gene Ontology annotation, molecular function: GTP binding.
UUGGGAAUUCUGUAAGGGCUAUCGAUUUGGAAAUCCUCGAACUGUCCUACUACCACCUCCCCCUCGGCCUGUCUUCAUUACCUCAAGAGCGUCCUGUUCAUCCCGUUCACGAUGUCGGCAGUCCCGAAAAAUUCCAAGCCGUUGGCGCAAAUCCGUCGUUGGAGUCCGAUCAUCCAGCCACCCACUACCACGCAAUUAAACAAUUCGGACAAGGUGUUCUUCAAACCUACAGAGCUGAGAUGGUCGGCUUCUCAGUUGGAGCAAAUACCGCCGGUCAAGAAGACACAGUUACCAGAGGUGCUGUUCCUCGGACGAAGUAAUGUUGGUAAAUCAUCACUCAUCAACGCACUCUUGAACCGAAUGAGAAAUCCUAUCUCGAGAACGUCGAACAAGCCAGGCCAUACGAAAAUCCUAAACGCUUUCGCCGUGGGUGGUAUUUCAAGACUAAAUAGACCUGCGGAAUUGCUUUUGGUUGAUGCUCCUGGAUAUGGAUUCAAGUCGAGAGGAGAAUGGGGGGAAAUGGUCUUAAAGUACAUGACUGAGCGACCGCAAUUCAGGAGAGCAUUCCUCCUGGUCAAUGGCCAACAUGGGCCAAAGGAAAUCGAUUACAUGUUCGCCAAAGUGCUCGGAGACAAUGGAAUUCCCUUCCAAGUCGUGCUAACAAAAUGCGACAAAAAAUGCGGUCCAGAGGCAUUACAAAAAAGACUCGACGAAGCUCAAAAACUAGUCGAAGAAUCCGGCGCCAGUGGGUACGAGGAAAUCAUCGCUACGAGCACCCUAGAAAAAGGAAUGCCAGGCGUCAGCAACCUACGAUGGUCCAUCCUGAACGCAUGCGGGUUGAAACAGGAAAAAGUCAGCUUGAAGAAGGUGUUGGCAAGUUUCGAGGGUGCGAAGGAGAAGUUCCAGGAGAAGACUGAUGCGAUGGAGUUUGUGACGAAAGAGGAGGACUUGGAGGCGUGGGAGGAGAAGAAAUUUGCGGAGCGGGAGGCAUUGGAGAAGGUGAUCGAGGCUGGGAAGGCUGCGAAGAAGGAACGUGAGGCGGCUGCGGCCGCUGGCUUGCAGGAGACGGUGGGUGAGGAUAGGAUAGUUGCAAAGGCGAUGGCUGCGAAGAGGAAGCGGGACGAAGCUUCGGCUGCUGUUAUGGAGGAAGCGGUGAGCAAGGAGGAGGUGUCUCCGGAGCGGGAGGUUCGAGAAGCAGUGCUUGAUGAGUCGAGUGGUGAAAACUCAUCUCCUGAGCCGACAGUACGGACCGGUGGCAGAAGACGACCUGGUAUGAAAAGGAGGAGUUAGAGAACCUGCACGAUACGGUAUACCGUAAGCACGGACAAGACAGUUACUGGUGAUCGCGCGUAUAUUGACG